This is a messenger RNA of Xenopus tropicalis (tropical clawed frog), 2800 nucleotides long. Its product is annotated as zinc finger protein OZF-like. The coding region runs from base 195 to 1769 and encodes 524 amino acids. The record is from RefSeq and is a predicted model, not a curated record. The transcript is spliced from 2 exons. Gene Ontology annotation, cellular component: nucleus. Lineage: Eukaryota; Metazoa; Chordata; Amphibia; Anura; Pipidae.
CCUCCAACCGCACAAACUCACAGGGCAGAUAAGGCAGCAACAAACACAUUACACAACGGGUUACUGAGAACUGGCCUGAUUCUGGUUCCUCCACAUACAAGUCAGUUCCAUACGGAAUAAAGAUAAAGAGGGAAGAGAACAACAGAAAGGGCUUUGUUGAAAAUCCAGAAGUUCUGAAGAAUCCCAUCUAAAGAAUGAAGAAGAUCCAAGUACAUCCAAGUGAUAAAACCACCGUCAGUAAGAAAAUGACUGCCCUGAGCACAAAGCAGAGAAUGUUCUCUAGAUCCUACAGCGCAGUGACACCUUUUGUCUGUACAAAGUGUGAGAGACGAUUCCGUAGCAACGAGGAACUUCUCUCCCACAAACGGAUUCAUACCGGGAGGCCAUUUGUCUGUGCUGUUUGUGGGAAAUGCUUCUCACACAGAAUCAUCCUCCAAGCGCACCAGUGGCUUCAUACUGGGGAGAAACCAUUCCCCUGCACUCAGUGUAAUGAGAGCUUUCUGUACAAAAGGGGCCUUCACCAACAUCAGCAAAUCCACCAGAAGGGGAAACCAUAUGUCUGUUCUACGUGUGGGAAAACAUUAGCAUCCAUACACAGUCUUGCUCAGCACAUGCUAAUUCAUGCAAAUGUAAAACCUUAUUCCUGCUCUGAGUGUGGGAUUCACUUCCGACUGAAGGGAUCUCUUAUUAGGCACCAGGGGAUCCACACUGGAGUCAAACCGUAUCAUUGUACUCAGUUUAGAAAACGCUUUUCCCAUAAGGAAGAACUGAAACUGCACUGUCAGAGUCACACAGGAGAGAAACCAUUUGUGUGUCCUGAUUGUGGAAAGGGAUUUUCAUUAGGAAGCCUUCUCCUGUCCCACCAGUCUGUUCACUCAGGGGAGAAACCAUUUUCCUGCUCAGAGUGUGGCAAAUCAUUUAGAUUAGAGUCAGAUCUUUGGAUCCAUCGGAUGAUCCACACUGGGGUGAAACCAUAUGUUUGUCCUCACUGUGGGAAAGACUUUAUUCAGAAAGGAGUUUUUACGAACCACUGUCGAACCCACACAGGGGAGAAACCUUUUGUUUGUUCUGAAUGUGGAAAAAGAUUUUCAUUAAAAUGCCAUCUCCGUAGUCACCAAUUGAUUCACACAGGGGAGAAACCUUAUGCUUGUUCAGAGUGUGAUAAAUCAUAUAGAAUAAAAUCACGUCUUAAAAUCCACCAACGUGUUCACACGGGAGAGAAACCUUAUGCUUGUUCAGAGUGUGAUACAUCAUUUAGAUUAAGGGUAGGUCUUCAACUCCACCAACGUAUCCAUACGGGAGAGAAACCACUGGAAUGUAAAGAGUGCGGGAAAUGUUUCCGGAGAAGAGAAACUUUAAAAAGACAUCAGCUAACCCACACUGGGAUGAAAUCUUUUCAGUGUUCUGAGUGUGGAAAGCAAUUCAGUCGCAAGGACAGACUAAGUCAGCACCAGUUAAUUCACACCGGGGAGAAACCAUUUGAAUGUGCCACGUGUGGGAGACGGUUCAGACAGAAAUGUAACCUGAAUAAGCACCAGUUAGUCCACACUGGGGAGAAACCCUAUGUCUGCACUGAGUGUGGAAUGGGCUACAAGGAUAAGAGGUACCUGGUGGCUCAUCUUCGGACUCACACAGGAGAGGCAGGUAUUCCUUGUACUGAGUGUGGGAAAACCUUCCUGUCAGAGAAAAACCUCCACAUGCAGAUACACACUGGGGUGAAGCCUUUUGCCUGCAAAGAGUGUGGGAAAUCUUUCUCACAUUUUGACUAAUGCAUGCUGGGAUAAAGCCCUUUGAAAGUACCGAGUGUGGGAAACAGUUCCUGCAAAAGUGGCUUUUCAAAAAUCACCAGUUUAUUCACACUGGGGAGAACCCCUUUGCCUGCACUGAGUGAGGGAAAAGUUACAGAACCAAGUUUGUUCUUGUUAAUCACCUUCAACUUCUCACAGGAGAGAAACCAUUUGCAUGCACAGAGUGUAGAAAGCCACCAGCUAACUCACACAGGGGAGAAACCUCACGUCUGUACUGAGUGUGGAACAGGCUUUAGAGCUGGAAGCUACCUACUCAUCUUCUCAUUCACACAGGUGAGGAGCCAUUUAUAUGUGAAGAGUGUUGGAAAUGCUUUGGUACAAAUCAGAACCUUCAUAUCCACAAAUGGACUUACACAGGGGAAAAACAUUUUGCCUGUGGGGAAUGUGGGAAAUGCUUCUCACAGAAGUGGAAUCUAUUCAGACAUCGGAGGGUUCACUCUGGCGAAGGAGUGUGGGAAAUGCUACAAGCACAAAGAGCACCUGAAGUCCCAUCAGCAGAUCCACACCGGGGAGAAACCAUACACAACAAAUGAUGCAGAAUCUCAUGGCAGUAAUCAAAAAGAGCCACCAAUUGUGACUAGAGAAAUGUCCGCUGCCUAUUGGGCAAUGGAACACAGGCUGUUAUCCAUUUGGUUUCACCCUUUCUUAUCACAUUAUGAAAUGGGACAUUGACUUGGUGUUUAAGAAAUGUUUUUGUGUUUUUGACUGUUAUGACAUUUCCCCAUAAGUGACCCGCUGAGGCACAGUGACAUCUUAUUCCGUUAGGGUCACACCCUCUGAGAUACUGAGUGUUGGACAUUGGCAAAAACCGGGGAACGAGGGAGUAAGAAUAGAAAGAAGACGGACUUUCCUGGAUGGACAUCUGGGACCUCCGAGGAAAAGACUUGAGAGAAACUGGUAACGACCCUCAGUGCCACCUUGCUCAUUAACCUUCAUUAAGACUUUAAUAGUAUCGUUGGCAUAUUUAAUUUCAACUGCAGUGACAUUUUUUU